Molecule: messenger RNA, 1735 nt
Organism: Amyelois transitella
Lineage: Eukaryota; Metazoa; Arthropoda; Insecta; Lepidoptera; Pyralidae
Source: the annotation of a RefSeq genome assembly
AUUUUUAUAAAAAUAUCUAUCUGUUUUAAUAUAUUUUUUAUUUUAUUUUUUUUUAGAAUAAGAAUAUUUGUAAUAAUAAUAUAUUUUAUUAUAAAUAAUAUAGUUAUUUUUUUAGAGUGGGAAAUUAUCACUUUAAAUUCUAGAAUAGUAAAAAUAUCAAUUUUAUUAGAUUGAAUAUCUUUAUUAUUUAUAAUAUUUGUAUUAUUAAUUUCUUCAGUAGUAAUUUAUUAUAGAAAAAGAUAUAUGAGAUCUGAGUUAAAUUUAAAUCGGUUUAUUAUUUUAGUUUUAUUAUUUGUAUUUUCAAUAAUUUUAUUAAUUAUUAGUCCAAAUAUAAUUAGAAUUUUAUUAGGUUGAGAUGGGUUAGGAUUAGUUUCUUAUUGUUUAGUGAUUUAUUAUCAAAAUAUUAAAUCUUAUAAUGCUGGGAUAUUAACUGCUCUUUCAAAUCGGAUUGGGGAUGUUUUAAUUUUAAUAGUAAUUUCUUGAAUAUUAAAUUAUGGAAGAUGAAAUUAUAUUUUUUAUUUAGAGUUUAUGAAAAAUGAUUAUAGAAUAAUAAUAAUUGGAACAAUAAUUAUUAUGGCUGCAAUAACUAAAAGAGCUCAAAUUCCUUUUAGUUCUUGACUUCCGGCAGCUAUAGCAGCCCCUACCCCAGUAUCAGCAUUAGUUCAUUCAUCUACUUUAGUAACUGCUGGGGUUUAUUUAUUAAUUCGAUUUAAUUUAUUAUUAGAAAAUAUUUAUUUUUUAAAAUUAUUUUUGUUAUUAUCUGGAUUAACUAUAUUUAUAGCUGGAAUUUCAGCUAAUUAUGAAUUUGAUUUAAAAAAGAUUAUUGCUUUAUCUACAUUAAGUCAGCUUGGUUUAAUAAUAAGAAUUUUAAGAAUAGGAAUACCUGAUUUAGCAUUUUUUCAUUUGUUAACUCAUGCUAUAUUUAAGGCUUUAUUAUUUAUAUGUGCGGGGGUAAUUAUUCAUAUAAUAAAUGAUACACAAGAUAUUCGAUUUAUGGGAGGGUUAGUAAAUUAUAUUCCUUAUACUUCUUUAUGUAUAAAUAUUUCAAAUUUAGCUUUAUGUGGGAUUCCUUUUUUAGCGGGGUUUUAUUCAAAGGAUUUAAUUUUAGAAAUAGUUUCUAUAAGAAAUUUAAAUAUAUUUAUUUAUUUAUUAUAUUAUAUUUCUACAGGGAUAACUAUAUAUUAUACAAUUCGAUUAAUUAUAUAUUUAAUAGUGAAUAAUAAUAAUUUAAUUACUGUAUAUAAUUUAUUUGAUGAAGAUUAUAUUAUAUUAAAAAGAAUAUUUGUUUUAUUAUUUAUGAGAGUUGUAAGAGGUUCAUUUUUAAGAUGAAUAAUUUUCCCAAUUCCUAGAAUAAUUUUUAUACCUUUUAUAAUAAAAAUAAUAGUAAUUUAUGUUAGAUUAAUAGGAGGAAUUAUAGGAUACUUAGUUAGAAAUAUAAAUAUUUAUUCUUUAAAUAAAUUUAUAAAGACUUAUGAAUUAAGAAGUUUUUUAGGGAUAAUAUGAUUUAUACCAAGUUUAAGAACUUAUGGGGUAAAUUAUAUAUUUUUAUUAAUGAGUCAAAAUUUAUUAAAGAUUGUUGAUAUAGGAUGAAGUGAAAUAUAUAGAGGACAAGGAAUAUUUAAUAUUAUAAAAAAUUAUUCGAUUUUUUAUAAUUUUUUUCAAAUAAAUAAUUUUAAAAUUUAUUUAUUUAGAUUUAUUAUUUGAAUAAUAAUUUAUUUAUUUAUUAUAUUAAUUU